AUGGAGAUGCCCUCUCUCUCAACCCUUUCCGAGGUCGUCAGCCGCCCGGCAUUCUGGGUAUUGGUAGCCUGUCUUUUCAGCGUGCACAUCGCAAUUUCUCGCGUGAGGAGCUGGUAUCGUCUGCGACACAUCAAAGGUCCCAGGUUUGCUGCUUGGACCGACUUGUGGCUCAUCAACAAAACGCGACAAGGGAGCCUGUUUGAAGAACUCGGUGAUGUCUGCAAACAAUACGGCUCCAUUGCCCGUAUCGCGCCAAACUACAUCGUGUGCGGUGAUCCAGAAGAGGUCCGCCGUAUGUGGGGAGUUCGCUCCCAGUUUGAUCGAGCCCCUUGGUACAAAGGAUUUCGACUGGACCCCCCGAGAGACUGCACGCUGUCAAUGCGCGGUGGCGAUGUUCAUUCAGCCUUACGCUCCAAGCUCGCUCCAGGAUACAGUGGCAAAGAUGUCGACGGCCUCCACGAGUCUAUUGAUGCGGGUAUUGCUCGGUUUGUUACUCUCCUCGAAGAUAAAUAUCUCUCUACUGCCACCGAAUACCGCCCUGUCGACUUUGCACGCAAGGCACAGUACAUGACCCUCGACGUCAUCUCUAAGAUUGCAUUCGGCGAAUCCUUUGGCUUCAUGGACCGGGACGAAGACCUUUACGACUACAUACGCACAGUCGAGUCCUCCGUCCCCAUGAUGCAGAUGUUCGCUCUAAUCCCGUGGCUCGUCAACCUCCUUCAGUCGUCACUUUGCAAGGCCAUGGUGCCAUCGGAGCGGGAUGCCGUCGGGCUUGGCCCAAUUAUGGCCAUCGCAAAGCGUGUUGUCGGCGAGCGUUAUACGCCCAAAGCCGUAGAUAGGAAAGACAUGCUUGGCUCCUUCGUACGGCACGGGCUUGAACAGAAGGAAGCGGAGGCUGAGUCUCUGGUACAAAUCAUUGCCGGCUCCGAUACAACAGCGACGGUUCUGAGGACAGUAAUGGUCCACGUCGUUACGAACCCUACUAUAUAUAGGCGUCUACAGGUGGAAAUCGACUCCGCUGUAGCUAACCAGCUCGUCUCGUCUCCCAUUACCCACGCCGAGGCCAAAGAGCUUCCGCUGCUUCAGGCCUGCAUAAAAGAAGGUUUCCGUAUGUGGCCUCCCAUUUCAGGUAUCAUGCCUCGUAUAUCCGACAGUGAUGCCGUCGUCUGUGGUAUCCGCAUCCCCGCCGGGACCAAUGUCGCCUGGAGUGCUCGUGCAGUCAUGCGCAAUGAGAGUGUUUUCGGUGUCGGUGCUGAUAUGUUUCUGCCGGACCGGUGGUUGCGAGCCGAUGAAGAACAACGGCAGGCCAUGGAAAAUACCAUCGAUCUCUGCUUUGGUCAGGGGCGUUGGGGUUGCCUGGGUCGACCCAUUGCGUGCAUUGAGCUGAAUAAAAUGACUGUCGAGUUAAUUCGCCGAUUUGACUUUUCCGUUAUUGAUAUGGAGAGGCCUAUUCGGAAUUCUUUUUUUGGUGUUUUGAUCCAGUCGGAACUAAACAUGCGGAUAACACGUCGCGAGGACCUCAAAUAA
Ilyonectria robusta is the source of this 1527-nucleotide messenger RNA. Its product is annotated as benzoate 4-monooxygenase cytochrome P450. The coding region runs from base 1 to 1527 and encodes 508 amino acids. The record is from RefSeq and is a predicted model, not a curated record. The transcript is spliced from 4 exons. Gene Ontology annotation, molecular function: heme binding; iron ion binding; monooxygenase activity. NCBI's taxonomy places the organism in Eukaryota, Fungi, Ascomycota, Sordariomycetes, Hypocreales, Nectriaceae.